Condylura cristata (star-nosed mole) is the source of this 4812-nucleotide messenger RNA. It is a transcript of the gene TECPR1, whose product is annotated as tectonin beta-propeller repeat containing 1. The record is from RefSeq and is a predicted model, not a curated record. The transcript is spliced from 25 exons. Gene Ontology annotation, cellular component: membrane. Bases 107 to 3625 code for a protein of 1172 amino acids. Lineage: Eukaryota; Metazoa; Chordata; Mammalia; Eulipotyphla; Talpidae.
GAGGCUGAUCGCCUCUGCAGCCCGGAGGAGCGGCGGUAGUAACCCCGAUCGCGAGCCCGAUCGCGACCCCCGCCGGUGGUGGUCCUGGUCCGUGUCCGCCGCCGCCAUGCCCACCUCGGUGCUGUGGGCGGUGGACCUGUUUGGGAGGGUGUACACGCUGUCCACGGCCGGGCAGUACUGGGAGCUCUGUAAGGACGUCCAGCUGGAGUUCAAGCGGGUCAGCGCCACCGCUCAGUGCUGCUGGGGCAUCGCCUGCGACAACCAGGUCUACGUGUACGUGUGCGCCAGCGACGUCCCCAUCCGCCACCGUGAGGAAGCCUACGAGAACCAGCGCUGGAACCCUAUGGGUGGCUUCUGUGAGAAGCUUCUUCCCAGUGACCGCUGGUCAUGGAGUGAUGUGAGUGGGCUCCAGCACCGGCCGCUGGACGGGGUGACACUGCCCUCACCGCACUGGGAGUGGGAGUCAGACUGGUACGUGGAUGAGAAUUUUGGAGGGGAGCCCACCGAGAAAGGGGGGUGGACAUAUGCCAUCGACUUUCCUGCCACCUACACGAAAGACCAGAAGUGGAAUUCUUAUGUGCGCCGGCGGAGGUGGAUCCGGUACAGGAGAUACAAGUCCCGAGACACCUGGGCCAAGAUUCCUUCAAAAGAUGACCCCAAGCAUCUGCCGGACCCCUUCAAUGACCUCUGUGUAGGGGGGUGGGAGGUCACAGACGAGCCCGUGGGCCGCCUGUCCGUGUGGGCGGUUUCUCUGCAGGGAAAGGUGUGGUACAGAGAGGAUGUCAGCCACCCCAACCCCGAAGGCUCGUCGUGGUCCCUCGUGGAUACCCCGGGGGAGGUGGUCCAGAUCAGCUGUGGGCCCCAUGACCUGCUAUGGGCCACACUCUGGGAGGGGCAGGCCCUGGUCCGGGAAGGAGUCUGCAGGAACAACCCCAAAGGAAGUUCCUGGUCCACAGUGGAGCCCCCCACAUCUGAAAACGGAAUCAUGCACGUGUCUGCGGGCGUCGGCGUGGUCUGGGCUGUCACCAAGGACCGGAAAGUGUGGUUCCGAAGAGGCGUCAACUCGCACAAUCCCUCUGGCACCAGCUGGAUCGAGAUGGUCGGGGAAAUGAUGAUGGUGAACGUGGGGCUGAACGACCAGGUCUGGGGCAUCGGCUCUGAGGACCGGGCAGUGUACUUCCGUCAGGGAGUCACCCAGAGUGAGCUCAGUGGGAAGACCUGGAAAGCCAUCGUCGCCAGCAGAGAGUCUGACCGCUCGCACUCUGGCAGCUCCUGCAGUCUCCUCAGCGCCGGCUGCUUCUUUGGGGAUGAGGUGAGGGGCAGUGGCGAGUCCUGUGCACCCAGCGACACGGAUGCCUCCUCGGACGCCGAGAGACCCGGGUCUGACCCGGUUGACCCUGCAGAGCCUUUGCACAGUGCCAGGCACCCCAGGGGCAGCUCGGCCUCCGGCCCAGGCGGGACCACGGAGCGUGCUGGGGAGGUGACCACAGGGCCCGAGUCACGCCCUGGCCCGCCCUCCACGCCAGCCGAGCUGCCCUGGACCAAUAUCGAUCUAAAGGAGCCCAAGAAGGGACCCAACCACUCGGCCGCCGGCUUCCCCGAGCCCAGCAGCCUGUCCUCGGCAGGGCUUCUCCCUCUGGGGUUGGAGGAGCCCUAUGGCGCUGACGACCACCCGCUGUGGGCCUGGGUGUCAGGAGGGGGCUGUGCUGUGGAGGCCCAUGCCGUGCUCAAGUGGUUCAGCCUCCAGUCAGGCCUGUCCCCCUCGGUGCAGACGCUGUCCCUGUCCAUCACGCCGGCCCAGACUGCCGCCUGGCGGAAGCAGAUCUUCCAGCAGCUCACAGAGAGGACCAAGCGGGAGCUGGAGAACUUCCGGCACUACGAGCAGGCCGUGGAGCAGUCGGUGUGGGUGAAGACGGGGACCCUGCAGUGGUGGUGUGACUGGAAGCCCCACAAGUGGGUGGACGUCCGUGUGGCCCUGGAGCAGUGCACGGGGCAUGACGGGGCUCGGGACAGCAUCCUCUUCAUCUACUACGUGGUGCACGAGGAGAAGAAGUACAUUCACGUGUUCCUCAAUGAGGUGACGGUGCUGGUCCCCGUGCUGAACGAGUCCAAGCACUCCUUUGCGCUGUACACCCCCGAGAGGACGCGGCAGAGGUGGCCUGUGCGCCUGGCCGCCCACACUGAGCAGGACAUGAACGACUGGCUGGCCCUGCUCAACUUGGCCUGCUGUGAGGGCCGCAGGGUCCACGGCCGCCCCUCCCCGCAGGCCAUCUGGUCCGUCACCUGCAAGGGGGACAUCUUCGUGAGUGAGCCCAGCCCGGACCUGGAGCUCCCCGAGCACCCGCUGCCCUGUGACCAGAUGUUCUGGCGGCAGAUGGGAGGCCACCUGCGGCUGGUAGAGGCCAACGGCCGGGGUGUGGUGUGGGGCAUCGGCUAUGACCGCACAGCCUGGGUGUACACAGGUGGCUACGGAGGAGGCUGCUUCCAAGGCCUGGCCAGCAGCACCAGCAACAUCUACACACAGUCGGAUGUGAAGAGUGUCCACAUCUAUGAGAACCAGCGCUGGAACCCCGUCACGGGCUACACCAGCAGGGGCCUGCCCACUGACCGCUACAUGUGGAGCGACGCCUCGGGGCUGCUCGAGUGCACCAAGGCCAACACGAAGCCUCCAUCCCUGCAGUGGGCCUGGGUUUCUGACUGGUCUGUGGACUUCAGCGUUCCUGGGGGCACUGACCAGGAGGGGUGGCAGUACGCCAGCGACUUCCCCGCCUCAUACCACGGGUACAAAACCAUGAAGGAUUUUGUCAGGAGACGAUGCUGGGCCAGAAAAUGCAAGCUGGUGACCAGCGGGCCCUGGCUGGAGGUCGCCCCCAUUGCCCUCGGGGACGUGUCCAUCAUCCCAGAGAGCCCAGGUGCCCACGGGAGUGGGUACAGCAUUGCCCUCUGGGCCAUCAGUGACAAGGGGGAUGUGCUGUGUCGUCUGGGGGUGUCCCAGCUGAACCCUGCGGGCUCCUCUUGGCUGCACGUGGGCACUGACCAGCCCUUCACCUCCAUCUCCAUUGGGGCCUGCUACCAGGUGUGGGCCAUAGCGAGGGACGGCUCCGCAUUCUACCGGGGCUCCGUGUCCCCCUCCCAGCCGGCCGGCGAUUGCUGGUACCACAUCCCGUCUCCCCCAAAACAGAAGCUAAAGCAGGUAUCUGUGGGACAGACGUCGGUGUACGCCUUGGACGAAAAUGGGAACCUGUGGUACCGCCAGGGGGUCACACCCAGCUACCCGCAGGGCGCCAGCUGGGAGCACGUGUCCAACAACGUGCGCCACGUGUCCGUGGGGCCGCUGGACCAGGUCUGGGUCAUCGCCAACAAGGUCCAGGGCAGCCACAGCCUGAGCCGGGGAACUGUGUGUCAUCGCACAGGCGUGCAGCCCCACGAGCCCACGGGGCAGGGCUGGGACUACGGUAUUGGGGGGGGCUGGGAUCACAUCUCCGUCCGGGCCAACACCACCAGGGCCCCCAGGAGUGCUUUGCCGGAGACAGCCGGAGAGCAGAGUGGGGAGCAGAGCCUCCCCCGUGGGCCCGCGGAGGCGGUCGGCGCCCCGCGGGAGAACCUAGACCCCGUGUGCUGCUGAGGCCACCUCCCGUCACCUGGAAGCAGGUGUGGCCGGGGUGAAGGACCGCGUCUGAAGGAUCACGCAGCACGCCACUGCAGACUCGCGCCCAGGGCAGAGGCAGGCGGGGGCCUGGCCGGAGGUCGCGCACCUCGGGGCACUGGGGGGAGCAGCCCGGAAAUGUGAAGCUCUGUGGACUUGGAGGAGUCCCGGGGGGCGUGGGUGAGGACCCUUCACCCCAGCCUUGGCUCCCCCUCUACCUCCUGCCUUUCCAGGACGGGAGCCUCCUAGGGACGGCGCCACCAGGGGACAUUUGAGCCAGGAGGCCUCUCCCUGAGCCGUGAUGUCCCCGGACAGCUCCCACAGGAAGGAGCCUGGGCACCACGGCCUUUGGUCAUGUUCAGAGGGGGGCUGGCAGUUGGAAACACACACUGCAGGGCGGCGGCUCCUUCCCGCAGCUGGGAACCUGCCAGGGUCUGCGGAGGAAGAGGCUGGGAGGCCGCCCAGGCCAGGGCUCUGCCCCACCUCAGGCAGCCUUGGUGGGAGGGAGGGCCCCUCUCCCUGAUGACCCGGAGGUGAGGCAGGAGGCUGCACCUUGCCGUCACCCUGGGGUAGGAGCCAUGGCCUGCCGCCGCCAAGCACUUCCCCAGCCACUGGCUCCCUCUGCAGCUCUUCUGCUGCCUGUUCCUGCCAGUGGCCCUGCUGGCUGAACCCGCAGCUUGAGGCUGCGCCAGCUGCACCAGCCGCCCCUCCUGGCCCGGGCCCAGGCCCACCUGGCUGUCUGGAGACUCGGCCAGCCUUCCUGACCUCCCGACGGGUGCAGGUGGGGGCUGGCAGCUGCACUCUGGGCGUUUGUCACCCAGAAGCUGACCCUACGGGUGGCCUCCCUGAGCCACCCCCUCCCAAGGGGCAUCAUGGGAGCCGGUGAGGCAUUUUCUGGGGGGUGGGGGGAGACCAGGAGGCCCUGGGUCUGCAGAGCCCGGACAUAACUGAGGCGGGGUGACACUCCAGUUCACAGCUCAGCAGGUGCUCAAAAGGGCCUGGGGAGCGGCCUGCCGGGUGGUUCUGCCGACUUCCAUGGGUGGCUGGCUCACCGCCCUUCCUCAGGGCCACCCUGCCCUCUCGCCGCUGAGCACCCACUGUUUAUUUGCUCAGCAUCACCCAACCAUCUCCAUCUGUCAGAUGCUUUAUUCAGUAAAAGUUGACGC